This is a messenger RNA of Amoebophrya sp. A25, 3604 nucleotides long. Lineage: Eukaryota; Dinophyceae; Syndiniales; Amoebophryaceae. The record is from the annotation of a GenBank genome assembly.
GAAGUAGAAGAAGGACUUUUUAGUCGACCUGCACGUGCAGUUUUAUUGUCACGGACUCCUUGAUCAACAUCAACAUCAUCAUCAUCUACAUCAAUCUAGUAAAGUACUUGCAGAAGAACAAGAUGAAGCCGAAGGCGAAGUAGAUACAAUGGCGUCCGUCCACUUCAUAACACCGGUUUUAAGUUUAUUUCUGACUUUCGCCAGCAGCAGCACAACUUCCGCGGUCCUCGUCCAGCAGGAUGUGCGACCUCCUCCCGGCGUUGGGGCGAAGUAUAACCCCUCUGAGGGCGACACCGACGACGAGAACGAGGACUCGUUCUAUCCGAGUGGCUUCGGGCCGGACGAGCAAGAGGAGGAGGAGGACGAUGACGUCCUCGGGGCCGACCAGACCGCCCUCGGCGACUGUCCUCAGCUACCAUCGACUGAGAACUGGCUUCGCCAGUAUGGCAGGAGGGCCACGUUCGCAAUCGACAGGGUCUUGGCGAGGCAGGAAAGGCGCGCAAAACUCAUGAACUACACCCCGUUCGACAACGCGCUGGUAGGUACUGCUGGCGGGGGAGGUCUUUCGACGCUUGACGACACCGCCGGCGGUUCUUCUGCUGGAAGCUGCCCACCACGGAGUGUAAUACCUGGAUAUCGAGGAGAAAGCUUGCGGAGCCAGAUUCGACAACAGUUCGCAAAAGCUCUUCCCCGCGAGGCUUUUCCACCCCCGGAGAGAGUCGAGUACUCCGCAGACGGAAAACGCUGUUUGCAGGCGUCGGACAGCGCCUCCUACUUCGCUACGGUUCCAUCCAAUUCAGACGAGGAAAAGAUGUUGAAGGCGCUGAUGCGAACACGGUUCAACGCAAGGGGCACGUCCUGGUCGAGCGGACGCGAUCGAGACGAGGCGGUUGAGGGAAUCGAUCUGAGCGACCCGAAGAAGUUUGCGGCCUUCCGCUUGCAUAACGCCAAGUCACUACAGCGCUACGAGCGUCGAAGAGAGCAGUUAGCGAAAAAGCUGGCGAAGAUGGGAAGGAGUGGCGCAGUUGGACUUGGCGCUGCAUCAUCUUCUCAUCUUUCGGAUCAAGAAGAUGCCGGUGACACGACAGCGACGUCCCCGAUUUCGAUUUGGACCGAGCGGCCCUUUGCGAUGCGUGUGAUUCAGGAGCACUUGGGCAAGCGGCAGGGAACGAUUCCCUUGGCCAAAGCGCCUGUGCAGUGGGAAAUGGCGAACGAGAUUUUUGCCCUGCACGCGACCAGUUCUCCCAAGAUCGUGGAGCCCAUCGCUAAAAUGGGGUUGAAGAUCAGCAACAGCGAGGGCCUGUUUGGCGAGGGCAAGAUAUUUGGCGCUGCCGACAUCGCCAAAUCCGACCAGUACUGCACCACCCCCGGUCAGAUGCCGAAAGCUCUGUUCCGCCACCUGCGCAAGCUCGUGAGGAUGGAAGCGUUCUGGUCCCAGGACGCGAAAAACGAGUACCGAAACCAGCAGUUCUGCCUGGUGUUCGUCGCGCGGAUGACGAUGGGCGACACGCGGGUUGUGAACCGGUACGCCUACGCCGAAGAACUGCUGCAGACGGAAUUUUUUCCGGGCGUGCUGAAGAGGGACUCAGCCUUUCACGACGUGCUCACCGGGCGGCGCAAGGACAGCGUGAGCUACUACUCGCCCUCGUUCGUGGGGCACCCAGAGGGCGACGGAGCGUUGGGGAGCAAACUGGAAAAAAGCUUCGCGGAAGAGCAGACGUACAUCACGUUCGACGAGUACGUCCUCGAGGACGCGCGCCAAAUCUACCUCGAGUACGCCAUUUUUUACACGCGCGCGCCGCUGCCAGAGGUCGAGGGAGAGGCCGCAGCAAGAUUGGUGGAACAGAGGAAGCCUUUUCACUACUUCUCGGCAUUCGAGACGGGGACGUACUACUCGGAAGCCGAAAAGGUACCAACAGAGUGUAUGUGGUCAUGAAUCGUGAUGAUCAUCACACCCGGGUGCCUUGAAUUGCAAGACUCUUAGCAGUACAUCAACCAUCAACGACCAAAGAGAAAAGUAUCAUAAUCGAAGCUCGUCUUAAUUACUUAAUUAAAUUGCGUUUUCCUCCUGUUACAAGUACAACAUGAACAUAUUGAUACCUCCAGGUGUGGAAUUUGGUCUUGUCUCGCGGUGUGUGCCAUCCGCUUCAGAGGGACGAGUGGACCGGGAUCAGGGAGGGCCUGAGACAGUUUCUGAGGGCGCGUAUGCCCAGUCACCUUCUCUCCAAGCGCGGGCAAUUUGACAGACACAACGUGGAGGAGUGGUCCCAGAUGGCCCGCUACGCGUCGCGUCUCAAGAGGCGGUUUGCGAAGCGCAUGCUCGCAACCGUGAACCGGGCGCAUUUCGCCAGCGUUCUUGCCGAUCAGGUACCCGCAGGGGAGGCCUGGUUGCUCGGCCGCACCGAGAACGAGGCAAUGGCAAGCGCUGACGCUUUUCUGCGACCCUGGGAACUGCGGCAGCGGGAACGACUGCGCACGUUGCAGACGCUUAUUCAUACCAAGACCACGGUUGAGUCACGAAGGAUCUGGGACAACCUCGACCCCGCGACCCGCUCCUACUGCGAACAAAUCGCUAAGCUCGAGGGAAUGUGCAUUUUCGCGGACUUGCUGAUUGCGAAGGCGCGCGCGGACCCCGAGGCGGGCCACUGCGUCGCAAACUAUUUGUUCCCCCCCACGCCCACGGCGCUGCUGGUGUCGCUGUUGCCGGCGGAUGCGGAGAACCGGAUGCGGAGCAUCAUCCACCAGCACUACAAGCUCGCCAAGGACACAACGCAUGAGGACACAAAACUCAGCUGCAUUCGGGCCCAGGAGUGUCGCGACGGGGUGUUGGGCUGCGGGAGGAGCUUUCAAUUGCACAUGGAAGUGGUUGAAUCCACUGAGAACGGCGACAAGCACCUCGACCUGAGCGACCCGCUGCUCUUGAGCCGCGAGGGAAAGCGCACAGAAGUCGUCGUGUUCAACCCAGACGUGCUGCCGAACUUGCCGCCGCUGCUGCUGUUCAACGUCCCGGACAGUGACGCGGCGCAAAAACUGACGUGGUGCCACACGAGCAUGUUCCUGCGCGCAGAAGCGGUUUGGAAGGAAGGGAGGAGAGUAUGGCGUGAGCACGGGCACCAUGGAAAUCACUACCUGAUGGAGAUGGAGAUUUUCGAUCGCAGCUCUAGUGGACUUUCUGGUUCCCAGGAUCCUCCGGCGUUUGACCACACCAGCGUGUUGAAAAGCCUGCCUGAUAUCAGUACAGAGGGGCGGGCUGGUUUGACCGCGUUGGACUACAUUGCGCGCCUCUUUUCUUCUGCCGACAGGUCGUCCACCACCUCGGGAACCCGCACCCCCAGCGCGACGUCCGCAGAACAAGUAGAACAACAACUGAUCAAGCACAACAAGAGGGUGCUGAGCAAAGUCGGGGGGGGCAACGCGAUACUAUCCAAGCGAAAAGCAUCAUCAUCAUCAAAGUUUAAUAAUUUUUUCUUGCCCCGACAUUGUCGGGGCUUUCAGGAGUUUCUUGUGGAGAUCGAAGUCAACGCCAACGGCGAACAUCGAGAAGUGCAGCAGAGGGCAGUGCAGGAGCCGCCGACAAAUCAACUAGUUUAGAGAAGGCGCUGGA